This is a messenger RNA of Vanessa atalanta (red admiral), 1511 nucleotides long. Its product is annotated as ribosome biogenesis protein NOP53. The record is from RefSeq and is a predicted model, not a curated record. NCBI's taxonomy places the organism in Eukaryota, Metazoa, Arthropoda, Insecta, Lepidoptera, Nymphalidae. Bases 61 to 1470 code for a protein of 469 amino acids. Gene Ontology annotation, cellular component: nucleolus. Gene Ontology annotation, molecular function: 5S rRNA binding. Gene Ontology annotation, biological process: rRNA processing; ribosomal large subunit assembly. The transcript is spliced from 8 exons.
UUGGUGUUGUGUAAAUGUGACUGGUGGUAUCCAUGUGAUUGUUCAGAAUAAAUAAUAAAAAUGACCGUAAUAAAGAAAAAGAAACGUGUUUCUAAGAAAAAUAAAGCGGCGUGGCGUAAACAUUGUGAUAUUAAUGAUGUUGAAGAGUUUCUCGAAGACCAGCGAUUGGAAGAGAGACUUGGUAAAUUUGACACAAAGCCAGAUGAAGAACUUUUUGUCUUGGACACACAUGGAAAUGAUGUACCAGAAGAAAAACCAGAUAUUAAACCUGAUAUAAAGCAUCAGACUGCCAAGCAGAGAAAACGAGCAUUGUUGCCAGUAACACCAAAAUGUUUUGAAGUGCUCUUACCCACUUCUAAGGUACAAGAUCCAAAUGCAAAAAGAAACCAUGUAAAACCAGUGGGUUCGAAACCAUCUGAUUUAUCAAAACUUACACAGCAACGACAACUAGUGAAAGGGGUCCUUGCAAAGAAAUUAGAAACAAGAAAAGCGAAUAAGAGAUUAGCUGCAGAAAAAAGGAAAAAAUCAAAAUCAUUUAGAAAAACAUAUGAUAAAAAUAUUUGGGGGGACGAGUCGCUUGAAGCAAAGGGUGUACCAGAGACACUUAUCGAUGAUUUCAUAUCAACGGAAGCACAGAUACACAAUGUCCCAACAACAAAGAGGUUAAGAGCAAAGCCUCCACCACCAAAGACUGUGUUGAAGAGGAAGGCUGUUGAUAUUCCUCAUCCCGGAGUCAGCUAUAACCCAUCAUUCCAGGAACAUCAAGAACUCUUGCAAGAAGUGGUGCAGCAUGAACAAAAAAUGAUGAAACGAGAGGCUCACUUGUACAGAGUGACCACUGGCUUAUUCAGUAAAGUCACACCCAAGGAGAAAGAGAAUCAAUGGCGGGAAGAGAUGAGCGUCGGCUUACCCCAACCUCACGAUCCAACAAAUGAUCCUGAACCAGAGGAGGCUGGUGACAAUGAGUAUAAGGCCAUCAAUCCUCCUGUUAAAAAUAAGAAGAAGGAUCACAAGGCUCGGCGAAAGCAGAAAGAGAGGAUUUUAGAGAAGGAGAGAUUGAAGAGGGAGAAGAUUGAUAAAAAGAAGAUUACUGACAUUUACAAGCUACGUAAGAUCCAAGCAUCUCUAAAGGACAAGGAGAGUCGAGAUGCAGAAGAGCGAACCAAGCGCAUCACUAAACGUAAGGAGUUGGAAGAGACGGCGCUUCCCGCACUCAACGCGCGCAAGCCGCCGGUCAAGGAACCUGAGUUUAUUGACCCCAAACAGCUGACCGGUGACUUGAGGAACAUACCAAUGACAUCUAAUCUCCUUAAGGAUCGGUUCGAGUCAUUCCAACGUCGAGGCGCUCUCGCUACCUCCAAGAUUAUGAUGAAGAAGAAGAGGAAGCUGAAGAGCUACUUCAAAUCCGGACACAAGGUCACUGACCAGGAUAUUGACAGAUAUGUUAAACGGUCUGUGGGGAAAAAGUGAUAUUUGAACCGUGUAGGUGGAAAUAAAGUUGAUUAUAUUUU